GACAGGAGGUGUCACUCUGCCUCAGCGGUCGGGAUUCUUCUGGAUUUGUUCAGAACGAUGUGUGCAGAGUUUUGUUUCUGUGUGGCGGCUGUAACACACAGUUUUCUCCUUUAUUUUGUUGUUUUCCUUUGUGUUUCUCUAGGCCACAGUUUAGGUUACGGCUUUGUUAACUUUGUUAACGCUAGUGAUGCAGAGAGGGCAAUCAGUACGCUCAAUGGCCUGAGGCUACAGUCUAAAACUAUCAAGGUUUCCUUUGCGCGGCCGAGUUCGGACACGAUUAAAGAUGCUAACCUGUACAUCAGUGGGCUGCCGCGGACGCUGAGUCAGCCCGACCUGGAGGACAUGUUCACGCGCUUCGGCCACAUCAUCAACUCCAGAGUCCUAGUGGACCAGGCCUCAGGUUUGUCCAGGGGCGUGGCCUUCAUCCGAUUCGACAAGAGGUCGGAGGCCGAAGACGCCGUCAAACACCUCAACGGGCACACGCCCCCCGGUUGCUCCGAGCCAAUCACAGUCAAGUUUGCUGCCAACCCCAAUCAGGCCCGGAACUCCCAAAUGAUGUCACAGAUGUACCACGGCCAAUCACGGCGCUUCGGAGGCCCCGUGCACCACCAGGCGCAGAGGUUCAGGUUUUCGCCGAUGAGCGUGGACCACAUGGGCGGGGGGGGCGGAGUCUCGGGCAGCGCCUCGGCCGGCUGGUGCAUCUUCAUCUACAACCUGGGCCAGGACGCCGACGAGGCCAUCCUCUGGCAGAUGUUCGGCCCUUUCGGCGCCGUCGUCAACGUCAAGGUCAUCCGCGACUUCAACACCAACAAGUGCAAAGGCUUCGGCUUCGUCACCAUGACGAACUACGAGGAGGCCGCCAUGGCGAUCCACAGCCUCAACGGGUACCGGCUGGGGGACAAGGUCCUGCAAGUGUCCUUCAAGACCAGCAAGGGACACAAGUAGAGAUGGGAGGGGGUGAUGGGGGGAGACGGGGGGGAGAAUAAG
Molecule: messenger RNA, 987 nt
Organism: Etheostoma cragini (Arkansas darter)
Lineage: Eukaryota; Metazoa; Chordata; Actinopteri; Perciformes; Percidae
Product: ELAV-like protein 1
Exons: 4
Coding region: 58-945 (295 amino acids)
Cellular component (GO): ribonucleoprotein complex
Molecular function (GO): RNA binding
Source: RefSeq, a predicted model, not a curated record